Messenger RNA from Nylanderia fulva, 2473 nucleotides. RefSeq names its product aminopeptidase N-like. The record is from RefSeq and is a predicted model, not a curated record. Gene Ontology annotation, molecular function: zinc ion binding; peptide binding; metalloaminopeptidase activity. NCBI's taxonomy places the organism in Eukaryota, Metazoa, Arthropoda, Insecta, Hymenoptera, Formicidae. Gene Ontology annotation, cellular component: membrane; cytoplasm. Gene Ontology annotation, biological process: proteolysis; peptide catabolic process.
GUCUGCCCUUUCAAGAGGUAACAUCACAAAAUAAGCGAUACUCCUUCAAAAGUGAUUUGGAUCGUGAUUCUACAAACAGAUACAUCAAAAAUAUUUUUGCAGAUACUUGAAACGAGACUUGGCACAAUGUUCCUAAAAGUGUCAUUAAAUAUUUUAUUAUACAUUCUUGUGAUGACAAUGGCUUAUUCUAUCAAUAAAAAUGCAAGAAGUUUGGAGCAUAGUAUGAUUGAUUUAAUUUUGUUGAACGUUACGACAUCGUUGCAUUAUGAUUUGAAGCUAUCACUGAAGCCGGGUUACGUGUCUCAUGGAGAAGUCAAUAUUUAUGCUUAUAUUAGUUGUCCUACACAAUACAUAACUUUACUUACGUCAGAAAAUAUAAAUGUGACACAAGUUAAUUUAAAAUCUAAGAAUGGAGAAACCUAUGUACCAAAACGUUCAUAUAGCCAUCAUAAGAAUAAGGUCGUUCUUAAUUUUGCCGAAGAAUUUUUUGAUAAUAGUUUGAAAUGCGGAUUUUAUAUUCUAUAUGUUAAUUUUACAAACACUGACACGGAAGAACUUUCACAAACUUUAUACACAGGCGAAGAGGAAAAUAAAAAAUUUAUCGCCACAUUGUUCCAGCCGACAAAAGAACGACCAUUAUUUCCAUGUUUUAACACGUCUGAUUUCGUCUCCCUUAACAUUUCAGUAAAACAUGAUAGACGAUACCAAGUUUUAUCGAACAUGCCAAUAAGAAAUCAAUCUGUAUCUAAUGACGUGAUGCUUACGCAUUUUCACACAUGUCCUUAUACACAUAUUUACAAAGUAGCUAUAAUUUUGAUGACGUCUGAUAUGACACCUUCAGAUCCUAUCAGCUUUGAUUCUUAUGAAUUUGCUUAUUCGAAAAUAAUGAUCAAUACGUGGAGCAGGUCGCAUAUGGUACCCCAUACGAAAUUUGCACAAGAUGUUCUCGGAAAUAUAACUAGAUGUUUAGAAGACAGUUGGGGGAGUUUGAGGACAGGCGUUAAAGUGGAUUAUGUUGUUAUUCCAAAUCUCAAGGGCCAUAGCAUGCAGACUUGGGGAUUGCUACUUUGCAAUGAAGCAUAUAUUACCUACGAUGAAGAAUUAUAUCCUGCCUAUAAAGGUACGGUAAAGCGCUUAAUAGCUCAUGAUGUAAUAUAUCAAUGGUUCGAUGGUUUCUUCUAUCCUUGGCAUAAUUACUGGUUGUUAAAUGAGGGCUUCAUUAAGUUCGUCGAAGGACAUAUAGUUGAAAAGUGUUUUCCAAGAUCUCGAAUGCUGGAAUUGUUCACAAUUCAAGAUCAGCAUGAAUAUCGUUAUAUGGACGUAAAUUUUCCUACUGAUAUUUAUGAAAAUUCUAUAAAUGAUGCACAUAAAUUUAAAAUUAAUUCACUUUCUAUUCGUCAACGUAUUAUAGGACCUAUUGUAUGGCGCAUGUUAAAAAGUGUAAUGCCUAAUAGUGUGUUUUGGGAUAGCAUCGACGUAUAUGCAAACUCGGGUUCGACUUACAAUUUGAGAACUCCCGGUAAUUUAUGGAAUAUUAUGCAGACUUACAUAGAGAAUCCAAAAAUUAAGAAUUACGAACUAAACGUACAAGAAAUAAUGAAUGUUUGGACUCAAGCGAAGCAUUGUCCUGUGGUUAAUGCAAUACGACAUUAUAAUGAAGCUUAUGUGAGUGUAUCAAUAGACAAAGAACAAACAUUCAAUGAAGCAACCUUUUUUAUACCCAUCACCUUUACUACGGAAAUGGAGGUUGAUUUCAAAAUAAGAUCGUCAACUAUUUAUCAUUGUUUAACGGAGUCAACUCUCGAGUUAAUAAUACCCAUUAUAAAUAAAAAUAAAUGGAUUAUUGUCAAUCUACAACAAACUGGAUAUUAUCGCGUCAAUUAUGAUCCGGAGAAUUGGCGAAGAAUUGCACAUUAUUUAAAUUCUGAAGACUAUAUUAAUAUUCAUGUCCUCAAUCGAGCACAAAUAAUCGAUGACGCGUUUCAUCUUGUAAUGGAAAAAAAAUUGAAUUCCUCUAUAUUCUGGGAACUUGUGCGUUAUUUACCGAGAAGAGAGAAAAAUUAUUUAGCAUGGUACCCUAUGAUCAAAGUUUUUGAAUACUUGUCGAACUAUUUUGCAAUGAUAAAUGCACUUGACGAGCAUCUUCCUUCAGAACUCCAGGAUGUAUCAGUUAAAAUAAAAAAGAUUUUGGAAUAUAAAAAGAUCAUAUACCUCCAUUUUUAUAUAGAUACAAGGAUAUACACAAUCCAAUGAAACCCGUUCAAAGCAAUUUUAAUAAAUAUUUAAAACUGGAUCUCACAAAAUGGGGAUGUAUUAUCAAUAACGAUAAAUGCAUAGAAAUGGCCAAAGAUAUAUUAGAAUUGUAUAUACAAAAUAGUACAUUAAACAAAAUUGCACCUGGGUGGGAAGAAUGGACAUAUUGUAAUGGUUUAAAGACAGCAAGCGAAAGUAUGUGGUAUACUGUAUAUUUGAU